Microthlaspi erraticum is the source of this 501-nucleotide messenger RNA. The record is from the annotation of a GenBank genome assembly. Lineage: Eukaryota; Viridiplantae; Streptophyta; Magnoliopsida; Brassicales; Brassicaceae.
AUGACAGCGCAAGUAAAUGAAAUGGCACGUCUCCUAAUAAAGGGGCUACUAGGGUUUUAUACAGACACGUCUCCUUUUAAGCUCUUCCUCAGUCCUCACCAACUCAGUAACGGCGUAGCUAUAACUUCUAUUUGGCAGAGACACCCUAAGACGCAAGCAACCAUGGGACGUGUUAUUCGUAACCACAGGAAGAGUCUUACCAGUGAGGAGAGGAUUCACCAGGGAAAGUACAAGUCUGGAAGGAAAUUGAAUACAGUUAGCGGCAAGACAAGACUCUUGGGUGCGGUCUACAAUGCUUCCGACAGUGAGUUGGUAGGAACAAACACACUUGUUAAGAGUGCCAUUGUUCAAGUGGACGCCGCUCCCUUCAAGAACAACAAUGAGGUUACAGGCGAAUUCAAGAAUCUAGAACCCGAUCAGAUGGAGAAGAUAGGGGAAAUCGCAAGAGAAGAGCUAGGGGCAGAAGUAGAAGCUGAGCUUAGUAGACUCAACAUUCAGUGA